Molecule: messenger RNA, 1111 nt
Organism: Priapulus caudatus
Lineage: Eukaryota; Metazoa; Priapulida; Priapulimorpha; Priapulimorphida; Priapulidae
Product: NF-kappa-B inhibitor-interacting Ras-like protein 2
Exons: 7
Coding region: 153-764 (203 amino acids)
Biological process (GO): canonical NF-kappaB signal transduction
Molecular function (GO): GTP binding; GTPase activity
Source: RefSeq, a predicted model, not a curated record
CUAGUGGGAUAUUAAAUAUGUCUGCGUCCUAUACCAAAUUCUCUGUUUGUUUGGUCGUCUAGUUUCCUAUCAAAACAAAGGAAUUAGCGGUAUCUGUGGGAGAUUUAUCCUUCCUAGGGUUGUAUUGGAAUUCACCUAGUAUCGCUACAAUAAUGCCAAAGAUUCCAAAAGUGGUUAUAUGUGGCCUCCAAGGAACUGGCAAGACUGCAAUACUAGAGCAGUUGAUAUAUGGCAAUCACAAAGUUGGCUCGGAGGUAGAUCCAACUAUUGAAGACGUCUAUGUAGCUAACAUAGAAACAGAUCGGGGUACAAAGGAGAAGAUCAGAUUUUAUGAUACAGCUGGAUUGAAUGAGCAGAAAGUUACAACACUAAAGCACCUGUUUAGCUCUGUGGAUGGAGUGAUAUUGGUUUACAGUGUCACUGACACACAGUCAUUUAAAAAGCUUGAUAUCUUGAGGAAGGAAGUGGACAGAGCAAAGGAUAAAAAAGAGCUUCCUGUGAUAGUUCUGGCAAAUAAAUCCGAUUUGACAGAUGAACGGAUAGUGGACAAGGCCCAAGGAGAAAUGUGGGCAGCAAGGGAACGAAUAAAACAUUAUGAAGUAACCGCAGCAGAUAGAAGAACAUUAACUGAGCCCUUUGUAUUUCUGACAUCCAAGCUAACACAGCCACCCAAUAAAUCAUCAUUUCCAACUGCUUCUCAACUAGCACGGAAAAUUACAUCGAAAGGUGAACCAAAGGCAGAGAAAAAUGUUUCUGAAUGCUGAAUUUAGAAAUUUUGCUGUACAGUCAGCUGUUGCAACAUGUAGGUGGCAGCACCUCCUAGACAUCCUUCACCUCUCUUUACUCUGCAUUGGCCAUAGAAGGCAGUCAAGUGUUUGUAAAUUCAUCAAUCUAGGUGUUCUUAGUUACCUUUUCUAUGUUAUAUGAAUAUCCUGGUUAUAUAUUAUUUAACAGUACAAAAAAUAGUAGAGUCCCUAACUAUGAUUCAAUUAUAAAUAAAGUAAUUAUAGAUUAUAUAUAUUAUAAUAGAUCAUUUUAGAAACAGGGAAAUAUGUAUAUAUAUAUCACCAAUUACCUUGUAAAUAGCCAAUAAAAUUUGUGAAGUUCAAAA